Thunnus maccoyii (southern bluefin tuna) is the source of this 3521-nucleotide messenger RNA. It is a transcript of the gene gucy1b1, whose product is annotated as guanylate cyclase 1 soluble subunit beta 1. Gene Ontology annotation, cellular component: guanylate cyclase complex, soluble. The coding region runs from base 113 to 1960 and encodes 615 amino acids. The transcript is spliced from 13 exons. Lineage: Eukaryota; Metazoa; Chordata; Actinopteri; Scombriformes; Scombridae. Gene Ontology annotation, molecular function: heme binding; guanylate cyclase activity. The record is from RefSeq and is a predicted model, not a curated record. Gene Ontology annotation, biological process: cGMP biosynthetic process; response to oxygen levels.
GCUAAAAGAGGGGGCAGAGGCUGUCAUCAGCAUCUGCACUAAAACGAUGACGGUUGUGUCAGAAACAACGGCUUUUGCUUAAAAAUAAGGGAAAGUAAGAGCAGCAGCCAUCAUGUAUGGUUUUGUGAAUCACGCCCUGGAGCUCCUCGUUUUAAGGAAUUACGGGCCGGAAGUAUGGGAAGACAUCAAGAGGGAGGCCCAGCUUGAUAUUGAGGGUCAGUUCCUCGUUAGAAUCAUAUAUGAAGACGGCAAAACGUAUGAUCUUGUCGCCGCUGCAAGUAAAGUUCUCAAGAUUAAUGCAGGAGAGAUCUUGCAGAUGUUUGGGAAGAUGUUUUUCGAAUUUUGCCAAGAGUCCGGAUAUGACACCAUCUUGCGAGUGCUGGGAUCGAAUGUUCGUGAAUUCCUGCAGAAUUUGGAUGCUCUCCAUGACCACCUGGGUACCAUUUAUCCCGGGAUGAGGGCUCCUUCGUUUCGCUGCACCGAUGCAGAGAAGGGGAACAAUCUGAUUCUUCACUACUACUCAGAGAGAGAGGGCCUGCAAGACAUUGUGAUUGGCAUCAUUAAAACAGUCGCUCAGCAAAUCCACGGAACAGAGAUAGAGAUGAAGAUGAUCCAACCGAAAAGCGAGGAGUGCGACCACAUCAAGUUCCUGAUUGAGGAGAAGGACUCGGAGGAAGAGGCGUUCUACGAGGAUCUGGACGGCUUUGAGGAGAACGGCACGCAGGAGACUCGGAUCAGCCCGUACACGUUUUGCAAGGCCUUUCCGUUCCACCUCAUGUUUGACAAAGACCUGAUGCUGACACAGUGCGGGAAUGCCAUUUAUAGAGUCCUGCCCCAGCUCCAGCCUGGCGCCUGCAUCCUCCCUUCAGUUUUUUCUUUGGUCCGUCCUCACAUUGACUUCAGUUUUCAUGGUAUCCUUUCCCACAUCAACACUGUCUUCGUUCUGCGAAGCAAGGAGGGCCUGCUGAAUGUGGAGACUGUAGAGAAUGAGGAUGAGCUCACGGGGGUGGAGAUCAGCUGUUUGAGAUUGAAAGGACAGAUGAUUUACUUGCCAGAGGCGGAGAACAUCCUUUUUCUUUGCUCACCCAGUGUGAUGAACCUGGAUGAUCUUACACGAAGGGGGCUGUACCUGAGCGACAUCCCGCUACAUGAUGCCACACGUGACCUGGUGCUGCUGGGUGAGCAGUUUCGUGAGGAGUACAAGUUGACCCAAGAGCUGGAAAUCUUGACAGAUCGUCUGCAGCAUACGCUCCGGGCCCUGGAGGACGAGAAGAAGAAGACUGACAGAUUGCUCUAUUCCGUUCUGCCGCCAUCUGUCGCCAAUGAGCUGCGCCACAAACGGCCCGUCCCAGCAAAACGCUACGACAACUUGACCAUCCUCUUCAGUGGCAUCGUCGGAUUCAACGCCUUCUGCAGCAAGCACGCCUCUGCCGAGGGAGCCAUCAAGAUAGUCAACCUGCUCAAUGAUGUUUACACACGUUUUGACAUCUUGACAGACUCUCGGAAGAACCCUUAUGUAUACAAGGUGGAAACAGUUGGUGAUAAGUACAUGACAGUGAGCGGCCUGCCAGAGCCAUGCACACACCACGCCAAGUCAAUCUGCCACCUCGCUCUUGAUAUGAUGGAGAUUGCUGGACAAGUCAAAGUGGAUGGUGAACCUGUACAGAUUACUAUUGGGAUCCACACAGGAGAGGUGGUGACUGGGGUGAUUGGCCAGAGGAUGCCCAGAUACUGCCUCUUUGGAAAUACAGUCAACCUCACAAGUCGUACAGAAACUACUGGUGAAAAGGGGAAAAUAAAUGUCUCAGAGUAUACUUACCGGUGUUUGCAGUCAGCUGAGAACGCCGACCCUCAGUUUCAUCUGGAGUAUCGAGGCCCCGUCACCAUGAAAGGAAAGAAGGAACCGAUGAAGGUGUGGUUUCUGUCCAGGAAGCCCACUGACACAGUCAACCUCAGUUAAAGCUUAACUAUCCCGAUUCAACUCUAAAACACCACAAGUGUCAUCUAGCGGAAGUUCAGUAUUUUGACACAGGGAUGAGGAGGAUCAAGUGGAAUAAAAAAAGUGAUUAUCUAUCCACAAACAUGCAGAUAUUUUUAAUAUGAUGAACCACAUGAACUCGAUUCAAAGUGUAUCUGAAUCUGUUGUAUUAAUCUUUGUUUCUGGCCUCACUAUAUAUUUUUUUAGCACACACACAAAGUGCAGUGUUUCAUGAAUAGUUGAGGUUAGUGAUAUACUGUAAGGUACACUUAAAUUUGAUACAUUUUUUGACAAAUUAUUCUCACGUAGUUAUUUUAUAUAACAUCACUGAACAGAUUUAGAUGAUUAGAACAUUUUCUGUUUAACUUCAGCGUUUUUAGUUGCUAUUUUUGUCGUAUAUACUGUGUACCUGCCAAAAAUGCUGAGAAUUGAUAGUCUUCACUCUGUGUGCCAAAAAAUACUAAUGUAGGUUUAGAUAAAUGAGAUAUGUUUUAAUAAUUGUCAUUUUCACUUUUAGUGAGUAACGAUAAAAUUAAAUCAAACAGAUUUGGGUAAAAUCCCUACUGUCUUUAUAUCAUGUUUCUGUCCAAAUCAUUACUGUCACUAUUUUUGUGGGACCCAUUUUUGUUCAUUGGAUAUGAGAGUUAAGAGGUUUUACACUGAAUAUGUUACACUGGCAUCAAGGUGACAUCAUAAAAUAUUGAAUUCAGCUGCACCAGAGCGAACGCAGCUCUGCCGGCUCCCUCCAGUGAUUGUGCGGAUUGUAUUAGUCCUACAGAUCCCUUUAGAAAAAUGAAUUUAAAUAUUAUACCUAUGUGUAUUUAUAUAGAUCACCGUGUUCAUCAGCUCUUUGGCACGAAAGUUACUGUGCUAACUAGUUUGAUCUAUUUCAAUUCAAAGAUGUAUUUGAUGUUCAGUUAUUUUUUAAAAAGUCACAAGUGAUGUAGUGUUUGAGCCAUAAGCAAAUCUCUUUCAUCACAUAUGUCACUGAAAUAUUAAAGCAGUCCCACUAUAGAGCACUAUACAUGACUUUAUUUAAUAUACACACCGCACCUCUCUACUUAUUAUCCAUGAAAAUAACAUUGAAUACUGUUUUGAAUUCUACUGUUAAAUGCUGAGAUAUUCUUAAAAAAUGACAUAUUUAUUGUUAUUUGGUAUUUAUUUUGUGAUAAGACCUCUAUAUUAUAAAAUGUAGCUAUGACCUUUAGAAAACAGAAUAUACAGUGAAAAAUAAAUUUUAUUAUGGAUGAAACUAAUGUAUGUGCCUCCAUCAUGUUUAUAACUAAACUAAAACAUGUAUUGUAUGCGUUGGAUUCAUUUCUCAUGAGUAUACUGUAUGUAUUGUCCUUUUUUUUCACCAUGUUUUUCCAUAUUCACUAUUGUUACACCUCAGAUAACAACCUAGCAAUCAAUCCAGAUCCAUGCAGACAUAAACAGGUGCCUCUUGUCCCGUAGGAGUGCAUUUCUGUGCUUGUAAGACAUGAUUGUUUUUAUUUGAAUAAUGUUUCUGUUUUGGAGGUCAACUAAUAAAAAGUCUUGAGAA